CAAAUGACAAGGUGUGUUCUGUAUUAUCGAUAGCCUAUGUGCAGUCGUUCUUUAAUUAUUGUAAAUGCUUGUAAGAUGCUAAUGCUAGCACAUUUUAGACUAAUGCUAAUAGUUAUUCUGAAAAGGUACUUAACAGUACAUUCUUAUUUUUAGUCAUGAAGUUAAUGACAUUUGGUUAUAGACAAAUGUGUUUAUUUUGAAUACUUCAAGCAUGUUAAAAGUAUAUUUUGAAGACAUGAACAUAUAAACAUGUGUUUAUAUUGAGAGUAGGAAAAGGACAAGAACAAUUGUGUUUUGUUUUGUGCCAAUUGUGAAUAAAUUCUGGCAAGACCCGCCAAACGAGCAGCAAAAGGCAUUCUCUGCUCAUAAUUUCUCCUGUUCUACAGGUCCCUUGACUGACCACAGGGGCCAUGGCCUUCCUUGGGAGCGCAGUUCGGAGGGUGGUCUCUGCAGUGCGGCCCCCUCUCUCUCCAUUGAGCCGGACAACAGCUCGAUCCUACAGCUCAGAGCCCACCUCGGAAAAAAGUGUUCCCUAUGAGAAGACACUCAAACAAGAGGUCGGCAAGUCCUCUGGACCAACAAAGCCUUUACCCAAGUCAGCAGAAGCAGUGGUGAUCGGAGGAGGCAGUCUGGGCUGUCAGACCAUCUACCACCUGGCUAAGAUGGGGAUGACCAACGUAGUUCUGCUGGAGAGAGACAGACUGACUGCUGGCACCACCUGGCACACUGCAGGCCUGCUGUGGCAGCUCCGUCCCAGUGAUGUUGAGGUGGAGCUCUUAGCCCACACCAGAAAUGUGAUCAGCAAAGACCUGGAGGAGGAGACGGGCCUCCACACGGGCUGGAUCGAGAACGGAGGACUCUUCAUUGCCUCCAACAAACAAAGGCUGGACGAGUACAAGCGCCUCAUGUCGCUGGGUAACGUUUAUGGUAUCGAGUCCCAUGUUCUGUCACCGGCGGAGACCAAGGACCUGUACCCUCUGAUGAACGUUGAUGAUCUGUAUGGAACCCUUUAUGUACCUAAAGAUGGCACCAUGGACCCAGCAGGCACCUGCACCACCCUGUCCAGAGCAGCCACCGCCAGGGGGGCCACGGUGAUUGAGAACUGCCCUGUGAGUGGUAUCCAAGUGCGGACUGAUGACCUCGGUGUUAAGAGGGUGAAGGCAGUGGAGACCCCUCAUGGGACCAUUGAGACAUCUUGUGUGGUAAACUGUGCAGGUGUGUGGGCCCCCAAGCUGGGAGAGAUGGCUGGAGUUAAGGUUCCUCUUGUUGCGAUGCAUCAUGCCUAUGUGGUGACAGAGAGAAUUGAAGGCAUACAGAACAUGCCGAAUGUCAGGGACCAUGAUGCAUCAGUGUACCUGCGCCUCCAAGGUGACGCCCUUUCUGUGGGUGGUUAUGAACAGAACCCCGUCUUCUGGGAUGAGGUGUCCGAUAACUUUGCCUUCAGCCUGUUUGACCUGGACUGGGAUGUAUUCACGCAACAUAUUGAGGGUGCCAUCAACAGAGUUCCUGUUCUGGAGCAGACUGGCAUCAAGUCCACCGUCUGUGGACCAGAGUCAUUCACAGCCGACCAUAAGCCUCUGAUGGGAGAGGCCCCGGAGGUCAGAGGCUUCUUCUUGGGCUGUGGCUUCAACAGCGCUGGCAUGAUGCUGGGAGGUGGUUGUGGACGAGAGCUGGCUCACUGGAUCAUACAUGGCCGCCCUGAGAAGGAUAUGUACGGUUAUGACAUCAGGCGUUUCCAUAACUCGCUGACAGACAACCCAAAGUGGAUCAGAGAGAGGAGCCACGAGUCGUACGCUAAAAACUACUCUGUGGUGUUCCCGUUUGAUGAGCCGCUGGCCAGCCGCAACAUGAGGAAGGAUCCUUUUCAUCAGGUGCUGACGGAGCAGGGCUGUGUGUUCCAGGAGAGGCACGGCUGGGAGAGACCUGGCUGGUUCAACAAAGAUGGGGCCGCUCCUGUUAAAGACUACGAUUACUAUGGGGCUUAUGACGUUAAGAAAAAUGAAAACUACAAAUACAACGAGUUGCUCAGCAAAGAGUAUACCUUUGACUUCCCUCCGCAUCAUGAAGUGAUUAAGAGUGAGUGCCUCACGUGCAGAAGUGGCGUUGCGGUGUUCGACAUGUCCUACUUUGGAAAGUUCUAUCUGACUGGACCAGAUGCCAAGAAGGCGGCUGAUUGGCUGUUCACGGCUGAUGUCAACAAGAAGUCAGGCUCUACUGUGUAUACCUGCAUGCUGAAUAAGGGAGGAGGGACGGAGGCUGACCUGACGGUGAGCAGACUGGAGCCUGGUGCCGCCAACAUGCCCCUGGCCCCACAGUCCAAUGGUGAUGUCUACUACCUGGCCAUUGGAGGAGGCGUGGCAGAACACAACUGGAACCACAUCAGAACCGUUCUUCAGGAUGAAGGCUUCAACUGCCAGCUAACGGACCACUCUGAGGACAUGGGGAUGAUCAGCAUCCAGGGACCCAAGAGUCGAGAGGUGCUGCAGGAGGUGUUGGACGCCGACCUGAGCAACGAAGCUUUCCCCUUCUCCACCCACAAAGUUGUCAGCGCAGCAGGGCAUCAGGUGCGGGCGAUGCGUCUGUCGUUUGUCGGAGAGCUCGGCUGGGAGCUGCACAUACCCAAAGACUCUUGCCUUCCGGUCUACCAUGCUGUCAUGGCUGCUGGGGCAAAGCACGGCAUCAUCAACUCAGGCUACAGGGCCAUAGACUCACUCAGCAUAGAGAAAGGCUACAGGCAUUGGCACGCAGACCUUCGCCCUGAUGACACACCCCUAGAGUCAGGGUUAGGCUUCACCUGCAAAAUGAAGAGCUCCAUCCCAUUCCAGGGCCGUGAUAGGCUGGAGAAACAGAAGGAGGAGGGGCUGAGGAGGCGCAUCGUCUGCUUCACCAUUGAUGAGAAAGUAUCCAUGUUUGGUUUGGAAGCAGUUCACCGUAACGGCAUUCCUGUUGGUCACCUACGUCGUUCAGACUAUGGCUUCUUUAUCGACAAAACUAUCGGAUAUGGAUAUAUCCGCAAACCUGAUGGAGGAGUGGUGAGUGCCGAUUUCAUAAAGAGCGGCGAGUUUACCCUGGAGAAGAUGGGAGUGACGUACAAGGCCAAGGCCCAUCUUAAAUCUCCAUUUGACCCUCAGAACAAACGCAUCAAGGGCAUCUAUGAUUGAGAAGGACCACACAUGUGAAAACUGAAGAAAACAAACUGGUUGGAGAGUGAGGCUGGGAGAGGUGCAGCUUACAAAUAGUAUGCAUUAUAGCUUAGAUAGAUUAAAUGUGAUAGGAAAAAUAACUGGAGGGGAUAAAAGAAACCUUUUUAGAACUAAAAUGUAAAUCAAAAUACAAAAGAGGUGCUAAUUUAGUUCUUCUUGUACAAAUGUUGAUUGUUAAGCUUUACAUUUUAAGCCUGCUCUGGGUUUAAGAGUAACACUUGUGAAUGCUCUCAUGUGAGAAAUAUUACUAUGAAGACAAACUACAGAGGUGAACUACAGUAUCUUUGCUCUAGUAAUCAAAGAUGUUUUUCCAGUACACCUGGAUAAGUCCCUCGCGUGAUCCUGCUAUCUUUGAAUAAGCCUGAGCUUUUUUCUGGAUCGCUUUUAAUUACUAAAAUAACCUCACAUGAUUAGGUCGUUUUUUAAAAUAGAAACUAAACUGAACAAUAUUUGCUCUUUUCAAACAAUCACCAGUAAGUUUUGAAGCUAGAUAACUCAGGGAAUCUCCUUUACAUCUAGUUAAUACUGUGACUUCUCUAUUGGCAGCACAAGCUUUGUAUACUGGUGCUAAAAAGUAAAUAACUUUAAGUAUUUAGGCAUGUAUAACAGUCAAGUUUUUCCCUUUUUAAAGUGCUAUAUUUUAGAUAUUAAAUCCUUUUAACAUUUAUCCUAUGAGGCCAUAUUGUACCAUAUUGGGGAAUCAAAGUGUUUCCAAACCAUUCACAAGCCCUUCUGGCAGUUUGAGUCAGAUUACAGUGACUGAUGCUGUUGUUGACAACAGUGACUAAAACUGAUUUUCACUCUGUAGUAUGGUAUCUAAAUCUUAGGCAGACAGAGUGUUUAUCAACAAAAAAACACCCUGAGGCAUAGUUUAUCCAGCCAGGGAGGAAACACUGCUGUCGAAAAAAAUACUGGAUAAAGACAAGUUAUCAGAAAGCAGCUGUUACAGAUAGAGCCUUUGUUUUCUGACCCACCCCCUCCCCCCCUCUCCGUCAUUGCUGUCCUCUUCUGCUCUAUACUGCCGUCGCUGCUGUUUGCAAACUCAAUUCUCUUAAGUUCGUUUCUUACCAAAUGCCAUUGUCAUUUAAGAGUUAUCUUCCAAUCCAGCCGCUUAUUUGCUGUUGUUCUGCUGCUAAAUCAAACUCAACCAUUUGUACAUCUGCAGGAGGCGACAGCACAUUUAUCAUCGCCUUGGCCUUUUAACAUAUCAAAAUAUGAUCUUGGUACAAUGGACUAGUGAAUUUGACAGGACUGUUUUGUAGAUGUUUUGUAAUUAAAAUGUACAUUUUGAUAAUACAACUAGCUUCAUCUGUCAUCUCACUCAGUCAUUUAGUGUAUGCCACAUGUAUACACUGUGUGUGUACUGUAUAGAUAUACACUGCUAACUAAUCAGCUAUUAUUUUAUUUGUCGCCAACUCAUGGUUGUUGUAAGGAAAAGUCUUCAAAGUAAAACUGACAGAAAAAGAGAAAUCACCAGUCAAACUCUUUGAUGGCAUAAUCAUGUCUUAAAGUAUGUGCAGUAAUUCAAGAUACUAAUUCUGCUAGUUAUGUCUUAAAGAAGAGGUGUCAUGCUUUUCCGGUUAUUACCCGUCCCCUUGUAUGUUAUGAAGGUUUUUAUGCAUGUAAACGGUGUGCAGAGUCAAAACCCUCAAAGUACACCCUGUAGCG
Messenger RNA from Trematomus bernacchii (emerald rockcod), 4871 nucleotides. RefSeq names its product sarcosine dehydrogenase (gene sardh). The transcript has 22 exons. The record is from RefSeq and is a predicted model, not a curated record. Gene Ontology annotation, cellular component: mitochondrion. NCBI's taxonomy places the organism in Eukaryota, Metazoa, Chordata, Actinopteri, Perciformes, Nototheniidae. Gene Ontology annotation, molecular function: protein binding; oxidoreductase activity. The coding region runs from base 411 to 3161 and encodes 916 amino acids.